UCUAACUGAAGUGUUGGAGCCAUGGAAAACACUGCCCCUUUCCCUGGCAAGAAAACUCAUAUUUCUAAUGGUGCUCCAGAUGAGGAGGACCAGGUCUGCUUGCAGGCGCAAGAACUCAUGUUCGCAUACAACAACUCCCUGGUCCUCAGGGCGGCCAUCCAGCUCGGCCUCCUCGACGCGCUCUGCGCGGCUCCCACCGCUCUGACCGCCGGCGAGCUCGCCGAGCAAAUCAAGGCCGCGGACAAGGCCGAGGCCACCGCCUCGGUGGACAGGAUCCUUGUCUACCUCGCGUGCUUCAACGUGGUGAGGUGUUCCACUGAGAUGACCGGCCUCGGCGGAGCAGUUCGACGUCGGUACACGCCGGCGCCGUUGUGCCGGUGGCUCACCAAGAACGACGGCAAGGGGUCGCUGGGCCCUUUCGCCGUGUUCCUCGGCGACCCGGACCAUGUGUUGCCCUGGCAUCACAUAGCCGACACGGUGGUUUCCGGUGACCCGUCGUCGCCGUUCGAAAGGACCCAAGGGAUGCCUUUCUUCGACUACUUGGGGAAGAACCAGCGGCUGGGCACGAUGUUCGACCACGCCAUGGCUGAGCACUCGGUGAUACUGGUCACCAAGAUGGUCGAGUAUUUCAGAGGAUUCGAUGAUGUUCGGCAGCUUGUUGAUGUUGGCGGUGGCACGGGCAAUACCCUGGAGAUGAUCACUUCCCGGUACAAGCAUAUCAAGGGCAUCAACUUCGAUCUUCCUCAUGUUAUAUCUCAGGCUCCGUCUCUUCCAGGUGUGGAACAUGUUGCCGGAAAUAUGUAUGAGAGCGUACCCUUUGGAGAUGCAGUUCUUUUGCAGUGGAUCCUCCUUAUGCAGACCGAUGAACAAUGUCUCAAGAUCCUGAAGAACUGCUACAAAGCACUCCCGGAAGGCGGGAAGGUGAUCGUUAUAGACGGCCUCCUUCCUGAAACUCCAGACGCGAAAUCUCCAGCUGCAAGGGAUGCGUUCACCUUGGAUAUGUGUAUGUUUGUCCUGUUCAAGGGAAAGGAGAGGACGGAAAGGGAGUUCACCAAGCUUGCUAGGGAGUCUGGCUUCACUGGUGCGGUCCGGACAACCUACAUAUUCUUGAACUUUUAUGCGAUCGAGUUCACCAAGUAGAAAGUCCAACAUGCCAUUGCCAGCAUGGUAUUGAAUAAAGAGCUGAUGGCUCGCGUGCGUGCGUCAGCAUGAUCUGUUUGUAUGCCCAUUUGUGUCUGUCAUUAUGGUGAUUCGAUCUAUGAACAAUGAAACAAAAGCUCA
Setaria italica (foxtail millet) is the source of this 1281-nucleotide messenger RNA. Its product is annotated as probable inactive methyltransferase Os04g0175900. Gene Ontology annotation, biological process: methylation. The record is from RefSeq and is a predicted model, not a curated record. The transcript is spliced from 3 exons. NCBI's taxonomy places the organism in Eukaryota, Viridiplantae, Streptophyta, Magnoliopsida, Poales, Poaceae. Bases 22 to 1140 code for a protein of 372 amino acids. Gene Ontology annotation, molecular function: S-adenosylmethionine-dependent methyltransferase activity; protein dimerization activity; O-methyltransferase activity.